AUGGAUACCGAUUCGGCGAGUGGUAUGGAAGACCAGUCCGCGUUCUACUCUGAGAAUCUGGAAUUUUGUAGCUACAAUCCCCCAGAAGAUGAUGAGGUUUUCCAUUCCGUUCAAAACUGUGCAUCUUCAAUCAUCAACUGGUGUGCAUCAACCCCACGAUCGAUGGACCGCAACUUCACCUCCCGUGUCGCCAGACACCUCCAGAACAGAUCACUUUUGUUCGUAACUAUCUUCCGCAGAGAUGAUGGAGAACCCAUUGGUACACUUUUCUUGGAGUCAUCUCAUCGAGAUAUGGUCCAUCAUCGAUGCUCCAGGCUGGAAGUCGGCGUCCUAAAGGAGCAUCAACAGUAUGAAACUGAGGCGAUCAACUGGGCUUUGAACUGGGCAUUUAACAGUGCCAAUCUACACCGGGUGGAGAUGAAUGUUCCAUCGUGGAAUUUGCGAAUGAGCGAGCUGUGUGAAGAGAUCGGGUUCCACACAGAGGGGCAAAAGAAGGAACGUUACUUCAAGGAUGGCGAGUGGUGGAACGAAGUGAACAUGUCUAUGCUGAAGAAGGACUGGAAGGAACGUCAGGCCUAG
Molecule: messenger RNA, 579 nt
Organism: Penicillium verrucosum
Lineage: Eukaryota; Fungi; Ascomycota; Eurotiomycetes; Eurotiales; Aspergillaceae
Product: GNAT family N-acetyltransferase
Exons: 1
Coding region: 1-579 (192 amino acids)
Molecular function (GO): acyltransferase activity, transferring groups other than amino-acyl groups
Source: RefSeq, a predicted model, not a curated record